AUGCAUCUCAUGUUCAUCCCCGACGGCCACGGUGGGCGCCAGUACUCGCUCAAGAAGGUGCUGGACGGCCAGGUGACCAAGUCGGCGCACCCGGCGCGCUUCUCGCCCGACGACAAGUGGUCGCGCCACCGGAUUGCGCUGAAGAAGCGUUACGCGAUCCUGAUUGAGAAGAAUAGAUGGAAGUUGACAGCCAUUAUUUCACCACCUGCAGAAGCUUGCAAGCAAUAG
This is a messenger RNA of Lasiosphaeria miniovina, 228 nucleotides long. RefSeq lists its product as uncharacterized. The record is from RefSeq and is a predicted model, not a curated record. Lineage: Eukaryota; Fungi; Ascomycota; Sordariomycetes; Sordariales; Lasiosphaeriaceae. The coding region runs from base 1 to 228 and encodes 75 amino acids. The transcript is spliced from 2 exons. Gene Ontology annotation, molecular function: snoRNA binding; telomerase RNA binding. Gene Ontology annotation, cellular component: box H/ACA snoRNP complex. Gene Ontology annotation, biological process: rRNA pseudouridine synthesis; positive regulation of telomerase RNA localization to Cajal body; snRNA pseudouridine synthesis.